AUGAACCGCUCCCAAUCGCCCCCGACGCACGAGUUGGAAGGCGAGGCGGCGACGUUCGACAUCUUUGUGCAGAGUGUCGACCUCCGCUGGUGCCUGCUGCUCCACUGCGACUUUGCGUCCCUCGCGGCGGUGCGGCAGCUCGCCUCUCCCUUCACGGCGGAUGUGCCACUUGUCCUCUCGAGCGAGCACUGGUGCGCGUCCGCCAGCAACCGCACGGCGCUGCACGCCGCGCAGUGGGCCGCCGGCGGCGACACCCUGCACGUGGCCUUGAGCCAGCCGCUCGGACAGACCGUCGUGUCGCUGCGCUGCUCGACUGCCGGCGAGCGGGAGCUCGCGCUCGCAGGCGGAGCCGAGGUGGACGAGGAGGGCGAGGCGGGCGGCGACCUCGUGAUGGUGGUGCUGCAUCCGAUCGGUCACGAGAGCCGGCUGACCGCGGCUCAACUCGGCGACAUGGCGCCGUCGCUCGCCCAGUUUCUGCAUGAGCCGCUCACGCGCACGACGACGGAGGUCGAGGGCCCGACGCACAACCAGGCGGUCAAGAGCGUCUCGGCGGCUCCGGACGCCAUC
This is a messenger RNA of Emiliania huxleyi CCMP1516, 567 nucleotides long. RefSeq lists its product as hypothetical. The record is from RefSeq and is a predicted model, not a curated record. The transcript has a single exon. The annotation marks the transcript as partial. Lineage: Eukaryota; Haptophyta; Isochrysidales; Noelaerhabdaceae.